AUGACCCACAACAUCGUUUACAUCACACUCUGAAGUCUACUUUGAAAUCUUCUCCUCGCUAUACAAAUAAUAUUACUUUUUAAAAAAGAAAAAAGAAAAAUCUAUUAGUUAAUUACCAAUUUUCCAUUUUGCUUGCAUAAGAAAGAUCCACUCUGUUUGUUAGAUAGAUGUUAGGUGUUUUGAUUUGUUGUAAUGGAUUAGUUAGGCAUUUUUGCAUAGUCUAAGACCAAAUUGAUCUUGAAUUUUUUUUCUUCUUUUUUUUUUUUUUUUCUUUCUUUCUUGUUUGCUCUCUUUCCUUUCACCUUCUGAUCCUAAGAAUAUGUCAAUCUUAAGCAAAACUAAUAAUGAAAACAAUGCUCCUUUCUUCCAUGAAUUCAAAAAACAAGCUUCUUUCUUCUUGAAGGAGAAGAUUAAGACUGCUAGAUUGGCUCUUACAGAUGUUACACCAGCUCAGUUAUGGACAGAAGAAGCUUCCAGUGGAAAUCCAUGGUCACCUGAUACUCGUACCUUGGGUUCGAUUUCCAGAGCUGCUUUCGAACUCGAUGAUUAUACAAGGAUAGUGGAGAUCUUGCACAAAAGAUUGAAUAAGUUUGAAAGGAAAAAUUGGAGGGUGUCUUACAAUUCUCUGAUUGUUCUAGAGCAUUUGUUGACUCAUGGACCAGAGAGUGUUUCAGAGGAGUUUCAGGGUGACAAAGAUGUCAUUAAAGAGAUGGAAAGCUUUCAGUAUAUAGAUGAGAACGGAUUCAAUUGGGGACUUGCUGUUAGAAAGAAAUCAGAGAGAAUACUGAAACUACUCCAAAAAGGUCCUCUUCUCAAAGAAGAGAGAGAUAGAGCUAGGAAGCUAAGCAGAGGGAUUCAAGGGUUUGGAAGUUUUUGCCAAAGAUCAUCUUCAACACAAGGAGUUCUAAGAGAAACACCAAUUGUAGGAUAUGGAAGAAGUAAUUCAGAAUUCCACAGCCAUGAAAGUCAGGAAAAUCAGCUCCUUUCUUCAAAGGAAGAAAAUUUGACCUUCAAGUCUGAAAAUUCAAGCCAAAGCCAAGGAAAAUUGAAUCUGACUAUUGAGUACAGGACGGAAACAGAAAAUUCAAAUUCUUUGGGCAGUUUUGAUAAUCACCAGGUGGCUGAGAAAACUGAGAUAAAUUUCAAAGAAAACUUGGCUCCAAAAAAGGAAGAGACACAUAGAUGGAACUGCACUGGAGAAUCUAAUCCACUUUUGGACGAUAAGAAUAUUGAAACCACAAAUGGGAAUUCAACAGAAGAUGAUGAUCAUCCUUUCAAUGAAACAGGGUAUCAAGCCAGUGCCUCACUGCUUUCUGCAAGCUAGGGAAUGCAAGGACAUUGAUGGGAUUUUCGUAAAGUUUAUUUCUACAACAUGUGGAAACUUCGUUGUUCUUCUGAGGUUUUUUGGUUGCUCUUUGGCUGUAGUACAUGCGAGGACAUAAGAGUUUGUACUGUGUACUAAAAAUUAUGGUACUACCAAUCUCUUCUUUUGCUUUUAUAAAGAGUUUACAUAUUGACAAUACAAAUAUAUAAAUUUGGUCCGGUCAAUUAAGGAACAAAAAGUAGAAAAGGUUGAAUUGCA
Messenger RNA from Ziziphus jujuba (common jujube), 1582 nucleotides. RefSeq lists its product as uncharacterized. Lineage: Eukaryota; Viridiplantae; Streptophyta; Magnoliopsida; Rosales; Rhamnaceae. Gene Ontology annotation, molecular function: clathrin binding; phospholipid binding. The transcript has 4 exons. Gene Ontology annotation, cellular component: endosome; plasma membrane; clathrin vesicle coat. Gene Ontology annotation, biological process: endocytosis. The record is from RefSeq and is a predicted model, not a curated record. Bases 320 to 1324 code for a protein of 334 amino acids.